AAGCACAGAGGGGAGGGGGUUUGCUAACGUGGCCGAGGGAGAGGGCUGUGCCGUCUCUGCACAAUAAAGAGGAGCAGGAGGAGAGGAGCGUAGGGUGAGGUGCUGGAAGACGGAGUGUUGGGUGAGGUGCUGGAAGACGGAGUGUUGGGUGAGGUGCUGGAAGACGGAGUGUUGGGUGAGGUGCUGGAAGACGGAGUGUUGGGUGAGGUGCUGGAAGACGGAGUGUUGGGUGAGGUGCUGGAAGACAGACCGUAGGGAGAGGUGCAGAGCCAGCUCCUGGGCAGCCAGUAGUCGAGGACCAGAGGAGGGCUGUACAGAGGAGCCGACGCCUCCGACGGCCGAGGAGGGGGGGGGGAGCCCUACGCACGACGCCACGCCUCGGAUCCGCUCCACCAAUCAGCACUGGGAGCCCAUCGCGCCUGCACUGGCCUCUCCACAUCAACCCCUCUGUGCUCCACAUGGGUGUCUGCGCCCGCCCCGCCGGUUUCUCCUGCGCUGCUGCCCCCUCAGGGACCUACUCCCCGCCGAACCGUCAGCCCCUUUCAUCAGUCGGAGGGCUAGCGGGGGGCGUCUGAGCGCGGCGUCUCCGGAAAGUGGCUGGGAAGAUGACGACCAUGCAGAGGCUUCUGCAGCUCCCGGUGAAUGCGGUGAACAUGGUGAAGACGGCACAGGUUCAGGAGGAGGCCAAGAGCCCGGUGCUGACCCCCGACGGCGGGCAGCAGACGUGGUAUAACGCGGUCAGGCCAGACGAGCUCAGGUACCUCCGGUCCGGCGGCGAGCAGGAAGAGCGGCCAACGCUGGAGGAGGGUGUCACCAGCGCCCAAACACAGCCUCUGCGACAUGAUGACUUGAAGGAGAUGCUGGACAGUAAUAAGGACUCCUUGAAGCUGGAGGCCAUGAAGAGAAUCGUUGCUAUGAUUGCCAGGGGAAAGAAUGCUUCAGACCUGUUCCCUGCAGUAGUGAAGAAUGUGGCCUGUAAGAACAUUGAGGUGAAGAAGCUGGUGUAUGUGUACCUGGUGCGCUAUGCGGAGGAGCAGCAGGACCUGGCUCUGCUCUCCAUCUCCACCUUCCAACGAGGCCUAAAGGACCCCAACCAGCUGAUCCGUGCCAGUGCUUUGCGGGUGCUCUCCAGCAUCAGGGUCACCAUUAUUGUGCCCAUCAUGAUGUUGGCCAUCAAAGAGGCGGCAUCUGACAUGUCCCCCUACGUGCGCAAGACCGCUGCUCACGCCAUACCCAAGCUCUACAGUUUGGACCCAGAACAGAAGGACCAGUUGAUCGAGGUCAUCGAGAAACUUCUUGCCGACAAAACAACACUGGUGGCCGGGAGUGUGGUGAUGGCAUUUGAGGAGGUGUGUCCAGAACGCAUAGACCUCAUUCACAAGAACUACCGCAAGCUCUGCAACCUGCUGAUUGACGUGGAGGAGUGGGGUCAGGUGGUCAUCAUCAACAUGCUCACCCGCUACGCCCGGACACAGUUCCUCAACCCCAACAUGAACGAGUCCCUGCUGGAGGAGAGCGGGGAGAAGGCCUUCUACGGCUCGGACGAGGAGGACGGGAAGGAUGAGAAGGUUGAGGCCACUGCCCUGGCCAAGAGGAAGCCCUAUGUGAUGGACCCGGACCACAGGCUCCUGCUGCGCAACACCAAGCCCCUGCUGCAGAGCCGCAACGCAGCCGUGGUGAUGGCAGUGGCCCAGCUUUAUUUCCACCUGGCUCCAAAAGCGGAGGUGGGGGUCAUUGCCAAGGCCCUUGUGCGCCUCAUGAGGAGCCACAGUGAAGUCCAGUACGUAGUAUUACAGAAUGUGGCCACAAUGACCAUCAAGAGAAGGGGGAUGUUUGAGCCAUACCUGAAGAGUUUCUACAUCCGAUCCACUGAUCCAACCCAAAUCAAAGUCCUCAAAUUGGAGGUUUUGACCAAUUUGGCCAAUGAGACCAACAUAUCCACUAUUCUGAGGGAAUUUCAGACGUACAUCAAAAGCAUGGAUAAGGACUUUGUUGCGGCCACCAUCCAAGCAAUCGGCCGCUGUGCCACCAACAUCGGCGAGGUCAGGGACACCUGUCUGAAUGGGCUGGUCCUGCUGCUGUCCAACCGGGAUGAGCUGGUGGUGGCUGAGUCAGUGGUGGUGAUCAAGAAGCUUCUUCAGAUGCAACCAGAGCAACACAGUGAUAUCAUCAAGCACAUGGCCAAACUCACAGACAACAUCCAGGUCCCCAUGGCAAGGGCCAGCAUCUUGUGGUUGAUUGGGGAAUACUGUGAGCACGUACCCAAGAUUGCACCUGAUGUGCUGAGGAAGAUGGCCAAGUCAUUCACUAAUGAGGAGGACAUUGUCAAGCUGCAAAUCAUCAAUCUUGCAGCAAAGCUUUACCUGACCAACUCCAAGCAGACUAAACUUCUCACACAAUACGUCCUCAACCUGGCCAAGUACGACCAGAACUAUGACAUCAGGGAUCGGGCACGUUUCAUCCGCCAGCUCAUCGUACCCACAGACAAGAGUGGGGUCCUUAGCAAGUACGCCAAGAAGCUGUUCCUGGCCCUGAAGCCAGCACCUGUCCUAGAGUCUCCAUUCAAAGACAGAGACCACUUCCAGUUGGGCUCUCUUUCCCAUCUGCUCAACGCUAAGGCUGGGGGCUACCAGGAGCUACCUGACUGGCCCGAGGCAGCUCCAGAUCCCUCCGUGCGCAACGUGGAGGUGAAGGAUACUGUUCCUGAGUGGACCAAGUGCAGCAGCCGAGAGAAGAGGAAGGAGAAGAAGGUGGAGAAGCCCUUCUAUUCGGACUCAGGUGGAGAGUCUGGGCCCACAGAGUCUGCAGACAGCGAGUCAGACAUGGGCAGUGGGUCAGAGAGCGGCAGUGAGAGUGGCAGUGAGGAGAGCGGCUCUGAAUCUGGAAGUGAGGACAGUGAAGAGGAGUCAGAGUCAGAGAAGGAGGAGGAGAAGAAGAAGAAGAAGAAGGCAGACAAGAGCAAAGCCAAAAAAGCUGCACCGGAGAGUGCAGAAAGCGAGCAGAGCAGUGGAGAGGAGCGAAAGACUGUGAAGAAGAGCAAAGUGCCCAGGAGUGGGUCAGAGUCUGAGUCUGAGGAGGAAGAGGAGACCUCGUCUGAGAGCAGCGAGUCCGAAUCGGAGUCCGAGCAGGAGUCAGAGUCUGAUACAGACACAAAGCGGAAGAAGAAGACCACUUCAUCCAAAGCACCUCCAAAGCAACCCAAAAAGGAGAAGAAAGAGAUGUCCCUGCUUGAUCUGGAUGACUUUGACCCUGCCCCUUCACCUCAGGUCACCCCGGUCAAUAAUUUCCUAUCCAGUAGCCUGGUGACAGACCUAGAGGGGCUGUCCUUGACAGACACCGCCCUGUCCCCUGUGACCAUCAGCCCCACAUCCAGCUCUGUGAAGACCUACGAGCUGCUGCAUCGCAUCACAGGGGAGGGCCUGGCCGUGCAGUACUGCUUCAGCCGCCAGCCCUUCAGCCCUGACCCGCACAUGGUGGCCGUGCAGAUCCAGUUCACCAACAACACCGAGUCCGAGGCCAAGAGCCUGUCCAUUCAGGAGCCCAAGCUGCAGUCUGGCAUGCGGAUCAAGGAGUUCCCCGAGAUCGAAGUGUUGCCCCCAGGGGAGACGAUCUCCGUGGUUAUGGGCAUCGAUUUCUGCGAUUCCACACAAGCAGCCAACUUCCAGCUCUGUACUCACACUCGGAAGUUCUUUGUGUCGAUCCAGCCCCCAGUGGGAGAGCUGUUGAUGCCGGUCUUCAUGACUGAGAAUGAGUUCAGGAAGGAGCAAGAGAAGCUAUUACAGUUGAGUGUGGGUCAGCUGAUGGGCAUGAAUGAGAUCACAGAGCGGCUGACCCUGGGCGAGAAGUGCCAGAGUGACCAUGUGAUCGUGCAAAGGGUUACAUCCGCUGCCAACCUCAGCCGGGUGCCCUGUGGCUCAGAGAAGGAGUGCAGGUUUGCAGGGAAGACGGUGACGAGUGGCAGUCUGGUGCUGGUCACUGUGGUGACGAAAGAGGGACGUGCGGCCCAGCUCACAGUCAACUGUGAGAAGAUGGUGAUUGGCACAAUGUUGGUGAAGGACAUCCUCCAAGCUCUGUCCCAGUGACAGACUGUCUCCUUGACUGCAACUAUCUGCUUUAGCCCUGCAAUUCACACCCCUCAUCCCCCACACUCUGCUUCAGCCAAGGCACACCUAGUUAUCCAGCAACCUCUAAAAACAGCCCUCACUAUAGUUACCCAGUAACCUAUAACUGUAACCCUCUCCAAGCACCAUUUACAGAAACAUUAUCACCACCUGGAUUAUGUACCCAGCUCUGAUUAUGAUUUGAAUGUUCAACUUUGCAAUUAACAUAUAAUUAGCGUAUCUACCAUACCUAUAUUUUGUGCAGCAUUAUAUUAGGAAUAGAAAAUAAGAGGAUUCUUAUGUAAGGUGCUGCCAUGGCUAAAAGGGAACCUAAUGCAAAAAACAGCUGAAUACAGUUUAUGCCUAAAUACACCUCAUAAUGGAGCACAAGGUCCUCCAUUUGUUCCAAAAAUACAAGGCCAUUGUCAUUUGUCAUGAUUAGUCUGAAAAAAAAAUCUAUUCUAAUCUAAUCCAUAAUGUUAUGGAUUCUGGAACAAGGUGGUGUCAAAGACCCUGUUUACGCUUGGUUUUAAAAUGCGUUUCGGUGAUCCGAACACAAGUGGACAGCCGAGACACAUCGCCGUUCACACCUGUGUCUAUCAUGCGUCUCCAAGGUAUCCAGCUGACCACUUUUGUUCCGAUUUCGUUACUGCCUACCUCACUUCCGUUAGAAGGUCAAAGGGCCCCGCGCACAGUUAUUACGUCAGUCUGUCGCCAGACAAGCGCCAGAUUUGUUUCGCACGGGCUAGCUAAGAAAACAAAAAUGUUUCAAGAACUAAUAUAUAUGCACAUUCCAACUGUUCAGAUAGGCAGGGCAAAGUCAUUUGCGACUUGCGAAAGAGCGCAGGACAAGACGAAGACUGUCACCAAAACAACCACCACGUCCUGCAUUCAUGACGUAUUUUCCUGGUACAUCCUUGUCGGGGACCCAUCAGGACGCAUUAGCAUUUACACUACAAAAGAUAUGUGGUCAAAUGCAUCCCAGACCACCUCGGCAAGUGGUUUGAGUGAUUGGAUCACAAUGCGUCUUGGUGGUCGUUCACACUUGUAUUUAGUGCUGUCCACUUGUGAUCCGAUCGCCCAAGAUGCAUUUUAAAACCAAGUGCAAACAGGGUCAAGGUGUUUUACUUUUUCCAAAGUGAAUAACAGCACUGUCCUGCCUGAGAACUGAAACUGCUACUGUCGGUUACAAUGGUGGGGUGUGGGUUACGCUGCACCCCCUGCUGCCCACUGUCUUACACGUUGUCAUAAUGGGAACAUUAACCUGAUGUAGGGCUUUUAUUCUUUAGUUUGUUUGUUUUUUCUAACAUUUUAAACAAUAGGGGGAUUUUGUGGCUGACACUAACCAACAUUCAGUCAUUCACAUAGAAUUGGCAUAGUCUGUGGAAGGAUAUAACCACAAGAACACAGAAUUUAAAUGCAGAACAAGAUUGUGACACCUGCUACCAUCAUACCCUUGGUCUAAUUACAUCAUCAACAAGUUUAAUACUUAGAUUGGAGUUUCUUAGCCCAUAACAUGCACUGUAGUACUGGAUCUCAGUUUGAUUAGCAGAUGGGUGAUAUACAGACCAUAUUUAUACGUAUAUGUAUAGUACUCUAGAUGUACAUGUCUUAUACUUGUGACUUUUGUGUAUGACAUACACUUUACAACGACAGUUUAUUCAUAUUAUAAGUAGCUUAAUUAUCAACACUCAAACAUAAAGUCUUCAGAUCAGCUGGAAUAUGGAAUAUCUAACAUUUUACAAUUUUGAAUGCCUGAUCGAUAAUGUGAACUGGUCUAGGAUGUAAUCUAAACUGUACACUGUAUACUCCAGUGGUCUUUCACCAUGUUUUAUCAGUGAAAUGAGGGGGGGGAAAUGGUGGGAACAUUCAUUAGCAAUUUAUUUUGAUGAAUAAGAUGUAUAAGACAAAAUAUAGGGUUAAAAAUUGAGUAAAUAUGUCGGUCAAAGUCUACAAUUAGUCAUUUACAUGAGUCACCCACAGUAUAUUAUAUUUUUACUUUACAGCAUAGUGUUCUGUAACAUGGUCAGGGCUGAAGGAGAGAAGGUCUGCCUUGACUGUUGGCAAGGUCUGUUCAUCUCACCUCUGCCUAGCAUGAAUGUAGCAUGUGGACUAAGUUGUACCUAUUGAAAGACAGAGGGUACAGUACCGUUGAACUGCCAUUUUCAGCAUAGAAAGGUAAUGAUUUUAACCAGAUAAUUAUAUAAGUAUGUUCAAACCAAACAGGGUAUUUCAUCAUGGGGUAACUUUUGCUUACAACUUAUUACCACCUCUUUUAAUGAUGCCACGUAUAUAGUGCUUAUCGGUACAGUGAGAGUUUUCAGUGUUUCAAAUGUGCAGAGGUUAUUUAUUUUCAUUCAAAACCUUUUUUUCACAUUUUGAGACCAUGAAAUGGUGGAGUUAAAACUAAAUUGUCAUUUGGUGUAUGUCCUAGGACUCCUGUAAUCUCAUAAACCAUGCAAGAAUUUAGUAAACAUAAAUUACGAUAAAAUAAUGGGUAUUACACAACAAUAUGUAAUACAAAAUGCCAUCCAAGUCAUUCAUCUGGUGCAUGGCUUAGAUUGAAUUAUGACAUAGACCUUGUGGGGGCUGAGUGAAUGAGUACAACAUUGAGACUUUUCUCCAUUUUCAAAAUAAAGUGGUUCAGUUCACAGCAGGUUCUUGUUCUUCUCCCCUGUUCAUUUGUACAAGCAUUUUGUAUUGCUUUAGUAAACUUAUGUAAGAUGCAAUUUUCCAUUGAGUUAAGUGCUUGUAUCGUGAGUCAUAUAUACCUGUAUUUUGCAUGUUACUUUCCAGGGCAAUGAGCAUUGCAACUCCGAUUAUUUUUGUAUAUUUUGUGGUUACAGUAGAAAGCUGAAACUGUAUUCCUGGUUCACACCCAAUAAAUACAGAAUGAGUGAAUUUAGUGCAGUGGUUGUAAAGAGAGAUUUAAAGACUGGUUUGCAUGUCUUAAAACACUGAUUACUGUGCUGUGUGAUUGCUGCAGUGGUGCAAAGAUGCAGUUCUCUGUUCCUUUUAAGGGAGGCCUGGCCCAGCUUGCUGUUUCUACUUCUAAAUUGUAUUCAUUCUAUAGGACAUCCAUGCUUUGAAAUUUUUCAAAGGAUGCUUGUGCAAUUUAGUAGGCAAUUGAUAGGACUGAAUUAAAACAAAAGCUGGAAAUACUGGCAAACAUUUUAUGAUUAAAAAUAAGGUAGGUCAUAUAUUUAUUUCUGAGCAAUUCAUAUUAAAGGUUAUCGCUUCUCUACUUUUUUCUUAGACAAUGUUCAAUGUGGCAGGAAAAAUGAACUAUGUAUUAGAAAUGCAUCAAAGCAUGUUUUCCCACUGAUAAUGUUAAAUGCAAACACUGGCCUUCUUUUACUGUUUAUUUCUAUAUUUAACACUCAUUUAUUAUGUUUGUGAAUAGCAUCAGUAGUGUGUUUCAGUCUUCCCCUUUCUUCUGUGUGGUUGUUGAAAUGGUGUGAGUAUUACAGCUUUAUUUAUUUUACAAAUGAAAAUGUCAAUAAAAGCUGAUUAUUCAAA
Messenger RNA from Anguilla anguilla (European eel), 7619 nucleotides. Its product is annotated as AP-3 complex subunit beta-2. The record is from RefSeq and is a predicted model, not a curated record. The coding region runs from base 606 to 4082 and encodes 1158 amino acids. The transcript has 28 exons. Gene Ontology annotation, biological process: intracellular protein transport; vesicle-mediated transport; anterograde synaptic vesicle transport. Lineage: Eukaryota; Metazoa; Chordata; Actinopteri; Anguilliformes; Anguillidae. Gene Ontology annotation, cellular component: AP-3 adaptor complex; membrane coat.